UGGACGUAUGUUUCACUCGCCAUCGUCAAAGCAGAGAGGAAGGAUGAAUUUCUGCUUAGUCCAUACGGAUUCGUUGUCCGUGCCCGCAGAAAGGAAAUUCAGUUGGGUGGUUGACAUUAAUGGUGUUAAAAUUUUAAACAAUUCUCAUAAUCAUAACACAAGAAAUGGAAUUAUCAAUGGAAGUUCUGAAAAUGGAAAAUCUCAGCAUCCUAUGCCCUGGUUUGGUAUUGACAUUGGAGGAACUUUAGCUAAAGUUGUUUACUUUGAACCUACUGAUGAAUUAUCCAAAACUGAUUGUGAUUUUGGAGAUUUAAAUAGAAUUUGUCAGUUUCUUAAGAGCAGAGCUGCAUAUGGUAAUACAGGAAAGAGAGAUAUACAUUUAGAGAUGAAAAAUGUUUGUAUUAAUAAACGAAGAGGAACACUUCAUUUCAUUCGCUUUCCAACCAGUGCAAUGCAUUCUUUUUUAGAAUUGGCCAAAAAUAUGGGUUUUUCAAAUUUAAAUACAACAGUAUUUGCUACUGGAGGUGGUGCAUAUAAAUUUGAAAACGAAUUCCAACAGAUUACAAGUAUGGAAUUGCAUAAAUCUGACGAAAUGGAUUCGCUAAUAAGAGGAAUUCAAUAUGUUGAAGCUAAUAAUUAUAACGAAUGCUAUUAUUGGAGUAUGCCCUUAGAUGAAAUAAAUUGUAAAAAAGUGCGAUAUGAUUUCAGUGAUCCCUAUCCAUUUUUAGUUGUAAAUAUUGGUUCUGGAGUUAGUAUUCUGGCAGUUACCGCUCAGAAUCAAUACAAAAGAGUAACGGGUACAAGUUUAGGUGGUGGCACAUUUUUAGGUCUAUGUUGCCUAUUGACGGGAUGCGACACAUUUGAAGAAGCCAUCGAUCUUGCUGAAAAUGGUGAUAACACGAAUGUGGAUAAACUUGUUCAAGAUAUAUAUGGUGGUGAUUAUACUAGAUUUAAUCUCAGGGCAGGAACUGUUGCCAGCAGUUUUGGAAACAUGAUUUGUAAAGAAAGGCGAGCAGCUAUUUCUAGAGAAGAUCUUGCAAGAGCAACACUUGUUACUAUUACAAAUAACAUUGGAUCUAUUGCUCGAAUGUGUGCAAUGAAUGAGGGAAUUCAACGUGUUGUAUUUGUGGGAAACUUUUUACGUGUAAAUACAAUAUCUAUGAAACUUUUGGCUCAUGCCAUGGAUUUUUGGUCUGGUGGAACAAUGAAAGCUCUCUUUCUAGAACAUGAGGGUUAUUUUGGUGCUGUUGGAUGUUUAAUGGAAAUGAUGAAAUAUUCCAUGUAAAUUUUUAGCCACAAAAUUAAUUCCUUCCAAUUGUAUCUACCUACUCACAUUCCAAAAGCUAUUACACAAUGAUUUUCCAGAACAACUUGGCUCAUUCUGGAUCAAUUAGUAAAAAUUACUCAACCAUCAUUUAAAGAAAAUAUAUUUAUGGAUUUACUUUUUAAGAGAAGACUUUUUAGAAUAUUUUAUACUUAAUGCUUUUUGACUAACUGUACAAGUUUUGUGAUUUAAUCUUUACUUAAUUUUUAUAGACAAAAGUAUAUAUAUAUAUAAUUUACUGUAUUUUCUGGUCAAUAACCUGAGAAUAUUUACAUGCAACAUUUUCUACAAAAAUUUUGAAUUUUUAAAUCGUUUUAUACCCAGUGCAUAAAUUAUUUGAUGUGGAGAUAUCCUAUUAACCAGUAAAUAUAAAAUACAUUUGUUUUAGUUUGAGAAUGCUAGCUUUAUUACAUUUUUAUGCUACAUUUUUUUAAUACUUUCUGUUUCAUGGGCCAUACCAGGGCCUUUUCUUUAUAUCCAUGAUGGAUUUUUUACUAAGGGGAACUUUUAUACCAUAUUAAUUUUCUACCUUUAUUUCGUAAUGAAAACUGUCACAUAAAGAAAUCGGAGUUACAUUUUAUCAUAAGUUUUGCAUUUUCAAAAUAUAAACAAACUAAUGUCACUAAUUAAUUAUUUGAUAAUGAAGAAUAGACAAGAUUUAUAAAUUAGCAUGUUUUUUAAUUGGGUAAACAUUAAAAGAAACAUCUAUAAAUUAAUUUAAAGUUUCAAAAAAGAAAUUUGCAAGAAAGUAGUCUCUAAAAUUGAAUGGCAUUUAUAUUAAGUUUUUUGUAAAGCCACCGUUAAGCAUCACAUUCUAAUUUACGAAUUAUACCUAAAAAUUGGCUCCGUUAAUUUGAAGUUGGAAGAAUAUUAUUCGGAAUAACGAUUUGUUUAUUGUACUAUUAGUUUGAGUAAACGGCAAAAAACAUAAUUUAGUAAAAGUACAAGUGUCCCAAAAGUCUUUUUCAAUUUGUUUUACCCACUGUGCGACGCAACCGACGAUAGGUGCGCAGGAGUUAUACCGAUCGCCAGCCUCGUCCUUGGGAAUUUCGUUGCUAUGGAGCGUUUUACAGGAGCGGAGCGUGCGUGCUGCGUGCGCGAGUUUUACAAAAACAAUAAUUCUGCCAUUAUAGCGCGGCGAAAAUUUUGUAAUCUUCAUCGAUUACGUCAUAUAAAUGAAGCACCGAGUACUCAACUCAUCAAAACAUGGGUACAGAAAUUUGAAGAGACUGGUUUGGCAAUGAGCAAACUUCCGACGGGGCGACCAAGAUCAUCAACAAGCGAGGAAAGUGUGGAGAGCGUACGCCAGUCAGUUAUAGCGAUUCCCGCUCUCUCUGUUCACAAAAGAGAAAGUGUCUUAAAUCUUCCUAAAAGUUCCCUACAUCGCAUAAUGCGUAAAGACUUGUCUCCACCCUACAAGAUACAGUUGGUUCAAGAAUUAAAGCCAACAGAUGGUGCUGAGAGGCUUAACUUCGCUAAGCAGACGAGUUGACAUAAACUGGCCUCCACGUAGCCCUGAUUUGACACCAAUGGAUUUUUUCUUGUGUGACUACCUUAAAUCAAGGUAUACAGCGACAAUCCUACCUCUCUGGAUCAAUUGAAACAAAAUAUCCGAGAAGAAAUGGCAGCGAUCACGGAGAACACGUACCGAGAAGUUCUCAGAAAUUUUGCCCCCCGUGUAGAAGUAUGCCAGCGAAAUAACGGAACACAUUUAGACGAAGAAAUAAAUUCCCAGGGACUGUACUUUAUUACAAUUUUUUUUUAUUUUAUUAAUUUAAACUAAUACAUUAUUUUAAUAUUGAUUUUUUUUUUUAUUUUGAAAAAGACUUUUGGGACACCUUGUAUAUAAAGCGAAGUGACAUUAGGAAGAUUGAAGUUCUGUCCCAAAGAGGGGGGUCUUCUAACACUCUUACUACUAAAACAGACAUUAUAUCGACUGGCAUAAAAAAACAUUUAGUUAUCCUCCUGCAUAAGUUUGGUUUUUCUGGGAACUCGAAAAAUAUAAUAAACGACAGGGAAAAAUUGAAGUAACCACGUUCGAUGUAGUUUACUACGCACAAAUCUAUAUUUAAAAAACGAUGGUUUACAAUUUGGCAUUUUAAAAUGCGGCGUUGCAGAAAUAUUUUUUGUCAUAUCCACGUAUAAAGUACGUUUUUAUAAACUAUGCACGGAGUUAGGAAUUUCUUCGGUAGUAUUAUACUAAAAUUGGAAAGAUCAAGCUUCAGACAGUAAGUUGACGAUUGAAAUAUUGUUAGGGGUAAUUAGCACGUAUUAUAUUUGCCAAGUUAAAUAUUGCAUAUUUUUUUUUUUUAUACAAAUCGAAAAGCUAGCAUCUCGAUCCUUAUUAAAUUUCCAUACGUUCGAGGCCAACCAAAUGGCCACUUGAGGAAAAAAAUAGAUUUUAGAACGAAAGCGGAAUACAAACCAGACCAGAAGCUACGGUAUUGUUAACAUUUUCAAUAUUAUUGUGGGUGAUCGAGGAUACGAUUGUUAGUAUUAUUGUAUAUACAUAUAUUUAUAAUUAGAAUUGUGAUAGUGUAUAUUAAACCUAUUAACGAGAUAUUUUGAUUUAAAGAAAAAACGGGAUUCCUUCUAAAUCGAUAUUUUCCCAAUCAUUUCGGUUUUUCUCUAGUGUUCCGAGUGUUUUAAAUAAAAGGUUUUUAGUUAUCACUCGUUCGUCGUUUAAACCCAUAUAAGGUCAUUGGAGAGAGAACUUUAAUUAUAAUCCUCGGCACUUUUACUAUCUCUUUUUCUAUCGGUUUUUUUCUGUAUGUAUGGAUAUUAGUGUGUGGGGGUCACGAUUUCGUUCACCCUCUUUGAAGCAUAAUAACUCCCGCCCGUGCUUUUUGUCGAAAAUGUCUGAAAUUUUAUAGGGAGUUUGCUUAUUAGGGGACGGGUGCCACUAAAUUUUAAUGGUCGAAGAUCGAGGGGGUGAGGAGAACAAAAGAAUUUCCUUCGGAGCUUGGUCUUUUUAUUCCAUCGUCGUACUUAAUUUGUCGAUUUAACAAAAAAAUGUUUUCAAUUAACACAUUUUUAGUGUCAAUACGAGUAAUUAUUUGUCACCAUGUUGGGCUGCAAUUUUUAAUCGUAUUUUAAAUUUGUUUCGUUUAAAAUAUACGUUCUCCGCCUCGAAUUAGUAGUGGCUGGUCCCCGUACAUUUCGGUUAGCAACGGAGUGUUGCCGCUCGUCUAUCUGGCUCUAGCUCCUUCCGGGGAAAGUUUUGAAUGGAAAUAACGUGAUCCGGUUUGCACCGGAAGUUUGUAUAUAAUUAAUCGGGGCCUCCCGCUUCGAAUACGUGGUCUAUAAUUUGAUUUAUGUAGCUCCGUUCUGAAGAUGAAGGAAAGACAGACCGACGACAGUGGGAAUUUAUAAGUCUAUAAUUUUUUCAAAAUUGCAGCCCGAAAGGUGUAUAUAAUGUCGCGUGCUGCGUAUUAAAAAGAAUUUUCUACCGGUAGGACCGAGUCUCCGAAUUUAAGCUAGUGACCCGCGUUAGCGUCGAUCGAAAGGCAAUUCUGUUUUUUUUUCUUUUUUUAAUACGUUGUAAACUUAUAAUCAUCGAGUAGAAAUUAUUGUUCGAUUCGAAAUUCUUUAGGAAUUUCUUAGUUGGGGAGGCGGAUAUUAUCCCUGGGCUUUUCCAAUAAAGUUGGUAAAAUUUCCCCGGAUAUAUUUUCGAAAAUAAGGUAUUUAGGCGGAAAAACAUUGUUACAAACGGUAAGUCCGAAACCGCUGCGAAUUUUCGCCCGCGGUUUGAGUUACGAUUUACGGAAGGAAUCGACGUCCGGGGAUGGAGUUUCCGGUUAUAGAGUUUGAACGGGUGGAAGAAGUCGCCGGUCCAUAACGGAAUUCGGAUCUUUUCGUUAUAACGAGGUAUGGUCGUCUAGAGCAGUGUUUCUUAACGGGGAACCGCGUCCCCCUGGGGGUCCGUAAGAAGUUUGCCGGGGGCCGCCAAAUUAUGCAAAAUUUCCUUCAGAAUAUAAUAAAAAGAAAAUUGAUGUAUAGCCGAAUAUCAUAUUGAAAAGUGAAAUAAGAAAGAUAAAGUCUUCGUAUUUAGUUUUUUGUAUUUCUUAUUUCUUCCUACCUACAACUUUGUUAGUACAGAAGAAAUAAAUGCAAAUAUGCUACUUACACCGCAGUAUUUACUACUUUUAUUCCAAAGUAAUUCUAAGAAACUAUUAAUGCUUGGAAUUUUAAAAAUAAAGCAAUAAUAAAAAAAAUCAAUUUAUUAUAGUUAAUUUAACAAAUAUAAAUUAUUAUUUAAAAAAUGGGGGCCAGAAAAAAAUUAUGAAAUAUUUGGUGGGCCGCAAGUAUAAAAAGGUUAAUUAAGAACCACUGGUCUAGAGGACGCGGCUGCCGAAAACAUAUCCCUUUACCUUUCGACCGGACCGAGGAGAAAAUAGUUUCCAUCCGAUCGGAGUUUUUGCGGCUCCCUAACGGUUUGUUUCUAUCAAAACGGAACGUAGGGAAAAUCGGGAGGGUGGUUCUAUUAUUUAAUUUCCUCGUCUAAACGGAAAUUUCCACACGUUUUUAAUGGGAGUCGGCGAAGGUGUGGACGUAACGCUAAUUUUUAAGUAUGGUAAAACGUUUGGGCAAAAUUUACUGUGAUAUUAAAAAGACAGACCGACAUCUUCCACCUGGUUUAAAGGGAAUCUCGUUAAUUUUUUUAUAAGUUUUAUAUUUGUUAUAAUAAAAUAUUUUUGUAAAUAUUUUCGUAUCGUCUAUCGAUACUCGUAUGACCGAUCGGAUGAGGUUAUCUCAGGAUGUACUGUGAUAAAAUACAAAUAAAGUUAGUAUAAAACGGAAUGUUGUUUCCUGGCUUUCUUUUAAUCGUCGUCUGAAAACCCUUAAAUUCCGUCAUAAUAGACGAACCGGACUAAACGCUGGUUUAUACACGUACGCCGAAAUUAACAUUUUUUCCAAAUCCGGGUCCGAAAACGAAUAAGCAGGAAAUUUUUUUUAUCGAAUUUAAACUUUGUUUUCUUUUUAAGGACGUCGUUCUUCCCUUUAGUUAAAUACGAUUAAAGCGUAUUUUCCGAGGGAAAAGAAAAAAGUUUAUUCUCAUUUUAACGGUACGUCGGUUAUCGGUCCAUAGCGCUCCCGGAACUGUGGUGCGCGAUUAGAUUUCCGGUACGUACUUAAUUUUAAUUACGCUGACGUACCGGUAUGUACAGUACGACACAUGGGUAAAAGCGGAUAAAGUAAGUAGUCCGUGGAGGUUUUAAAGCCUAGUACUCUUGUGAGGAAACGGGCGACGGAACUGCAAAAUGACGUCACUUUUGCCGUCGAAGCCGACGGAAUACCCACUCAGGCGGAAAGCGGAACGGUCGUCGUAAUAUCACGUGGGACGACGGCAUUCGAACUAUUGCAGUGGGCGAGGCUAAAAAGCAUUAUUUAUACACUAAUACGCUAUAUUACCGUCAGAUUUAAAUAAUAAUUCCUAACUUCCAACGAUUUCGAAUAUUUUUGCUAUCCAAAUUUUUCGUUUUUGUGCUUUUUUAUUUGCGAGAAGAUCGUAAGCAAAUUUAGAAAGUUUAAUCACUAAAACAAAGCAAUUCCGAUCGGUGCCAUUUUCGACUACUGGUAACUCCCGAGCGAGCAUUAGUUCUAAAUAAUGCCGCUACGGCGAACAGCGCCAACGACGGGAUUCGAUUUGUGGUCGUAGUUGCAAAUUACCAAUGCUUUAUUCGUAAUUUUUACUUCUAAAAAAUGAAAGAUUUUUUCCAUACAUAACGUCGGCCUUUUCGCCCGAUCCGAAGAGUAAAAUUGCACGUUUAUCAUACUGUCAUAAAAUAAUGAAAUGUGGCGAGUGUGGUUUAAAAUAUAGUCAUAGACAAAGUACAAAC
Molecule: messenger RNA, 7164 nt
Organism: Centruroides sculpturatus (bark scorpion)
Lineage: Eukaryota; Metazoa; Arthropoda; Arachnida; Scorpiones; Buthidae
Product: pantothenate kinase 3-like
Exons: 9
Coding region: 8-1285 (425 amino acids)
Biological process (GO): coenzyme A biosynthetic process
Cellular component (GO): cytosol; nucleus
Molecular function (GO): ATP binding; pantothenate kinase activity
Source: RefSeq, a predicted model, not a curated record